AUGAGGUCUUGCUGCCUUCUCCGUGUCUAUCUCUUUCAUUUUGUCUUGUUGCAUUGCCCGUGUCUAUCUCUCUCAUUUUGUCUUGUUGCCUUGUUCGUGUCUACCUCUCUCAUUUUGUCUUGUUGCCUUGUUCGUGUCUACCUCUCUCAUUUUGUCUUGUUGCCUUUUCCGUGUCUACCUUUCUCAUUUUGUCUUUUUGCCCUGUUCGUGUCUAUCUCUCUCAUUUUGUCUUGUUGCCCUGUUCGUGUCUACCUCUCUCAGUUUGUCUUGUUGCCUUUUCCGUGUCUACCUCAUUUUGUCUUGUUGCCUUGUCCCUGUCUACCUCUCUCAUUUUGUCUUUUUGCCCUGUUUGUGUCUAACUCUCUCAUUUUGUUUGUCUUGUCCCUGUCUACCUCUCUCAUUUUGUCUUUUUGCCCUGUUCGUGUCUACCUCUCUCAUUUUGUCUUGUUGCCUUGUCCCUGUCUAUCUCUCUCAUUUUGUCUUUUUGCCCUGUUCGUGUCUACCUCUCUCAUUUUGUCUUGUUGCCUUGUCCCUGUCUACCUCUCUCAUUUUGUCUUUUUGCCCUGUUCGUGUCUAUCUCUCUCAUUUUGUCUUGUUGCCUUGUCCCUGUCUACCUCUCUCAUUUUGUCUUUUUGCCCUGUCCGUGUCUACUCUCUCUCAUUUUGUCUUGUUGCCUUGUUGUCUACCUCUCUCAUUUUGUCUUUUUGCCCUGUUCGUGUCUACUCCUCUCAUUUUGUCUUGUUGCCUUGUCCCUGUCUACCUCUCUCAUUUUUUGUCUUUUUGCCCUGUUCGUGUCUAUCUCUCUCAUUUUGUCUUGUUGCCUUGUCCGUUAUCUCUCUCAUUUUGUCUUUUUGCCCUGUUCGUGUCUAUCUCUCUCAUUUUGUCUUGUUGCCUUGUCCCUGUCUACCUCUCUCAUUUUGUCUUUUUGCCCUGUUCGUGUCUCUCAUUUUGUCUUGUUGCCUUGUCCCUGUCUACCUCUCUCAUUUUGUCUUGUUGCCUUGUCCGUGUCUAUCUCUCUCAUUUUGUCUUUUUGCCCUGUUCGUGUCUACCUCUCUCAUUUUGUCUUGUUGCCUUGUCCCUGUCUACCUCUCUCAUUUUGUCUUGUUGCCUUGUCCGUGUCUAUCUCUCUCAUUUUGUCUUGUUGCCCUGUUCGUGUCUACCUCUCUCAUUUUGUCUUGUUGCCUUGUCCCUGUCUACCCUCUCUCAUUUUGUCUUGUUGCCUUGUCCGUGUCUAUCUCUCUGAUUUUGUCUUUUUGCCCUGUUCGUGUCUAUCUCUCUCAUUUUGUCUUGUUGCCUUGUCCCUGUCUACCUCUCUCAUUUUGUCUUUUUUUGUCUAUCUCUCUCAUUUUGUCUUGUUGCCUUGUCCCUGUCUACCUCUCUCAUUUUGUCUUUUUGCCCUGUUUGUCUAUCUCCAUUUUGUCUUGUUGCCUUGUCCGUGUCUAUCUCUCUCAUUUUGUCUUGUUGCCUUGUCCCUGUCUACCUCUCUCAUUUUGUCUUUUUGCCCUGUUCGUGUCUCUCUCUCAUUUUGUCUUGUUGCCUUGUCCCUGUCAUCUCUCAUUUUGUCUUGUUGCCUUGUCCGUGUCUACCUCUCUCAUUUUGUCUUUUUUUGCCCUGUUCGUGUCUAUCUCUCUCAUUUUGUCUUGUUGCCUUGUCCCUGUCUACCUCUCUCAUUUUGUCUUUUUGCCCUGUUGUCUACCUCUCUCAUUUUGUCUUUUGCCCUGUUCGUGUCUACCUCUCUCAUUUUGUCUUGUUGCCUUGUCCCUGUCUACCUCUCUCAUUUUGUCUUGUUGCCCUGUUCGUGUCUACCUCUCUCAUUUUGUCUUGUUGCCUUGUCCCUGUCUACCUCUCUCAUUUUGUCUUUUUGCCCUGUUUGUGUCUAUCUCUCUCAUUUUGUCUUGUUGCCUUGUCCCUGUCUACCUCUCUCAUUUUGUCUUUUUGCCCUGUUCGUGUCUAUCUCUCUCAUUUUGUCUUGUUGCCUUGUCCGUGUCUAUCUCUCUCAUUUUGUCUUGUUGCCUUGUCCCUGUCUACCUCUCUCAUUUUGUCUUUUUGCCCUGUUCGUGUCUAUCUCUCUCAUUUUGUCUUGUUGCCUUGUCCCUGUCUACCUCUCUCAUUUUGUCUUGUUGCCUUGUCCGUGUCUACCUCUCUCAUUUUGUCUUUUUGCCCUGUUCGUGUCUAUCUCUCUCAUUUUGUCUUGUUGCCUUGUCCCUGUCUACCUCUCUCAUUUUGUCUUUUUGCCCUGUUGUCUCUCAUUUUGUCUUUUUGCCCUGUUCGUGUCUAUCUCUCUCAUUUUGUGUUGUUGCCUUGUCCCUGUCUACCUCUCUCUCAUUUUGUCUUUUUUGCCUUGUCCGUGUCUACCUCUCUCAUUUUGUCUUUUUGCCCUGUUCGUGUCUAUCUCUCUCAUUUUGUCUUGUUGCCUUGUCCCUGUCUACCUCUCUCAUUUUGUCUUUUUGUUGUUCGUGUCUAUCUCUCCAUUUUGUCCUUGUCCCUGUCUACCUCUCUCAUUUUGUCUUUUGCCCUGUUUGUCUAUCUCUCUCAUUUUGUCUUUUUGCCCUGUUCGUGUCUACCUCUCUCAUUUUUGUCUUGUUGCCUUGUCCGUGUCUAUCUCUCUCAUUUUGUCUUUUUGCCCUGUCCGUGUCUACCUCUCUCAUUUUGUCUUGUUGCCUUGUCCCUGUCUACCUCUCUCAUUUUGUCUUGUUGCCUUGUCCCUGUCUACCUCUCUCAUUUUGUAUUUUUUGCCCUGUUCGUGUCUAUCUCUCAUUUUGUCUUGUUGCCUUGUCCGUGUCUAUCUCUCUCAUUUUGUCUUUUCUUGUUGCUCUCAUUUUGUCUUUUUGCCCUGUUCGUGUCUAUCUCUCAUUUUGUCUUGUGCCUUGUUUCUACCUCUCUCAUUUUGUCUUUUUGCCCUGUUCUGUCUAUCUCUCUCAUUUUGUCUUGUUGCCUUGUCCCUGUCUACCUCUCUCAUUUUGUCUUUUUGCCCUGUUCUUCUAUCUCUCUCAUUUUGUCUUGUUGCCUUGUUCGUGUCUAUCUCUCUCAUUUUGUCUUGUUGCCUUGUCCCUGUCUACCUCUCUCAUUUUGUCUUUUUUGCCCUGUUCGUGUCUAUCGAUCUCAUUUUGUCUUGUUGCCCUGUUCGUGUCUAUCUCUCUCAUUUUGUCUUGUUGCCUUGUCCCUGUCUACCUCUCUCAUUUUGUCUUUUUGUUGUGUCUAUCUCUCUCAUUUUGUCUUGUUGCCUUGUCCGUGUCUAUCUCUCUCAUUUUGUCUUGUGGCCUUGUCCGUGUCUAUCUCUCUCAUUUUGUCUUGUUGCCUUGUCCCUGUCUACCUCUCUCAUUUUGUCUUUUGCCCUGUUUGUGUCUAUCUCUCAUUUUGUCUUGCCUUGUUGUCUACCUCUCUCAUUUUGUCUUUUUGCCCUGUUCGUGUCUAUCUCUCUCAUUUUGUCUUGUUGCCUUGUCCCUGUCUACCUCUCUCAUUUUGUCUUUUUGCCCUGUUUGUGUCUAUCUCUCUCAUUUUGUCUUCUUGCCUUGUCCGUGUCUACCUCUCUCAUUUUGUCUUUUGCCCUGUUCGUGUCUAUCUCUCUCAUUUUGUCUUGUUGCCUUGUCCCUGUCUGUCUCAUUUUGUCUCUUUUUUGCCCUGUUCGUGUCUAUCUCUCUCAUUUUGUCUUGUUGCCUUGUCCCUGUCUACCUCUCUCAUUUUGUCUUUUUGCCCUGUUCGUGUCUACCUCUCUCAUUUUGUCUUGUUGCCUUGUCCCUGUCUACCUCUCUCAUUUUGUCUUUUUGCCCUGUUCGUGUCUACCUCUCUCAUUUUGUCUUGUUGCCUUGUCCGUGUCUAUCUCUCUCAUUUUGUCUUGUUCUUGUUGUCCUCUCUCUCAUUUUUUCUUUUUGCCCUGUUCGUGUCUAUCUCAUUUUGUUUGUGCCCUGUUCGUGUCUAUCUCUCUCAUUUUGUCUUGUUGCCUUGUCCCUGUCUACCUCUCUCAUUUUGUCUUUUUUUGUUUUGUCUAUCUCUCUCAUUUUGUCUUUUUUGUCCUCAUUUUGUCUUGUUGCCUUGUCCGUGUCUAUCUCUCUCAUUUUGUCUUUUUGCCCUGUUUGUGUCCAUCUCUCUCAUUUUGUCUUGUUGCCUUGUCCCUGUCUACCUCUCUCAUUUUGUCUUGUUACCCUUGUCCCUGUCUCUCUCUCUCUCAUUUUGUCAUUUUUUUUUGUGUCUAUCUCUCUCAUUUUGUCUUGUUGCCUUGUCCGUGUCUAUCUCUCUCAUUUUGUCUUGUUGCCUUGUCCCUGUCUACCUCUCUCAUUUUGUCUUUUUGCCCUGUUCGUGUCUAUCUCUCUCAUUUUGUCUUGUUGCCUUGUCCCUUUUCUCUCAUUUUGUCUUUUUGCCCUGUUCGUGUCUAUCUCUCUCAUUUUGUCUUGUUGCCUUGUCCCUGUCUACCUCUCUCAUUUUGUCUUGUUUGUCUAUCUCUCUCAUUUUGUCUUGUUGCCCUGUUCGUGUCUAUCUCUCUCAUUUUGUCUUGUUGCCUUGUCCCUGUCUACCUCUCAUUUUGUCUUUUUUGUUCGUGUCUAUCUCUCUCAUUUUGUCUUGUUGCCUUGUCCGUGUCUAUCUCUCUCAUUUUGUCUUGUUGCCUUGUCCGUGUCUAUCUCUCUCAUUUUGUCUUGUUGCCUUUCUACCCACUCAUUUGUCUUUUUUGCCCUGUUCGUGUCUAUCUCUCUCAUUUUUGUCUUGUUGCCUUGUCCCUGUCUACCUCUCUCAUUUUGUCUUGUUCUUGUUGCCUCUGUCAUUUUGUCUUUUUGCCCUGUUCGUGUCUAUCUCUCUCAUUUUGUCUUGUUGCCUUGUCCGUGUCUAUCUCUCUCAUUUUGUCUUGUUGCCUUGUCCCUGUCUACCUCUCUCAUUUUGUCUUUUUGCCCUGUUCGUGUCUAUCUCUCUCAUUUUGUCUUGUUGCCUUGUCCCUGUCUACCUCUCUCAUUUUGUCUUUUUGCCCUGUUCGUGUCUAUCUCUCUCAUUUUGUCUUGUUGCCUUGUCCCUGUCUACCUCUCUCAUUUUGUCUUUUUGCCCUGUUCGUGUCUAUCUCUCUCAUUUUGUCUUGUUGCCCUGUUCGUGUCUAUCUCUCUCAUUUUGUCUUGUUGCCUUGUCCCUGUCUACCUCUCUCAUUUUGUCUUGUUGCCUUGUCCCUGUCUCCCUCUCUCAUUUUGUCUUGUUGUCCUCUCCGUGUCUACCUCUCUCAUUUCGUCUUGUUGCCUUGUUCGUGUCUACCUCUCUCAUUUUGUCUUGUUGUCUUCUCCUUGUAUAUCUCUCUUCUAUUGCCGUCUUUCCUUCUCCUUGUCUAUCAUUUUUAUUGUUUCUGAUAUUCAAGACUACUUCGCUUUUCCAUCCAUCUUUCUUUUUUAUUUCCCCAGUAAUUUGAUACAACUCCGCCCCUUAUUGCUUUGUCAUAUCUCUCCCCACUCUCUCCCUGAUAGUUUGUUUGAUUCUGUUCUCUUCUCUCUUAUUUUUAUUCUAUUUUUUUUUUAUCAUUCUUGUAUUUUCGAUGUUUUUCUUCAGCUCUUUUCCUUUUUUUUAUUAUUUCUUCUUAACUCGGUUUCAUCCUAUCCCCCCCCACUUCGUCUUUUCAUUAUUUUUUCAUUUUUCUUUCUUCAAUCUCCCUUUUUAGCGGUUCCCUCUAUCCUCUCUAAGCCUGCUCUUUUACCUGUCUUCCGCUCUUUCUUUAUUGUAUUCUCUCUCUAUAUUCAUCAUUCUUCUCCCUCCGCCCUUUUUUUUAUCUCUCAUUGUUCCACUCUUCUCUCCCUCCCUCCUUCUUCCUGUUUUUACUUUUUCUAUCUCUUUUUCUCUUGUCUUUUUUUCCUUCUCGCAUUAUCCUUCUCCUUUUUCAUUCAAACCCAUUCUUUCGUUCACUCUUUUUUUCUUUAG
Acanthosepion pharaonis is the source of this 5883-nucleotide messenger RNA. NCBI's taxonomy places the organism in Eukaryota, Metazoa, Mollusca, Cephalopoda, Sepiida, Sepiidae. The record is from the annotation of a GenBank genome assembly.